AUGGCCUCUUUCAUGGACACUUUCAUGUUCCUCCUCGUCCUAACCAACGCUCAAAACGCCCCAGGUGACUACCUCGUGCUUCACAACCGCGCUCGAGCCCAGGUCGACGUCAACCCCAUGCAAUGGAGCAAUACUGUGGCCGCGUACGCUAUGGCCUAUGCGGAAAAAAGAAAGGGUGACUGCGCCAUGAUUCACUCAAUCGGGCCGUACGGGGAAAACAUAGCUGCGGGCUACUACCCUGAGUUCACUGGGGCGGAUGCGGUGAAGCUAUGGGCGAACGAGAAGUCGCUGUAUGAUCAUGCGUCGAAUAAAUGCAUGGGUGGUGAAUGUGGGCACUACACUUAG
This is a messenger RNA of Cucurbita maxima (winter squash), 345 nucleotides long. RefSeq names its product basic form of pathogenesis-related protein 1-like. The record is from RefSeq and is a predicted model, not a curated record. The coding region runs from base 1 to 345 and encodes 114 amino acids. Lineage: Eukaryota; Viridiplantae; Streptophyta; Magnoliopsida; Cucurbitales; Cucurbitaceae. The transcript has a single exon.